CCCUCCCGCAGCCCCGGGCGGGCGGAUCGCGCUGCAGGUCACCUUGCAGGGAGGAGGAGGAAAAUGGAGGCCACUGCCCCAGUGUGACCUGUAUCUACAGUACAAUAUAAUACAGACCACCAUCCCACUCUCUGACAGCUCCCAGUAUGGAUGGUUUGAUUGAGCAGAACAAUGUGCUCAUGCACAGUAAGAUUGCUGAGGCUGGGAAAAGGAAUGGUUUAAUUAAUACAAGGAACUUAGUAGCAGAGAGCCGAGAUGGUCUGGUGUCGGUGUACCCAACCCCACAUUAUCAGAGCCACCGGGCAGGGAGUUCCCCAAGCUGCCUGGAGAAUGGCAGGAAUGACCCCGUGCAGCAGCUCCUGGAUCCCAACAUGUUGCAGCAGACCGUGGAGUCCCAUUACCGUCCCAACAUCAUCCUCUACUCGGAGAAUGUGCUGCGCUCAUGGGGUGAGAGCAUCAACUCAGAGUGCUGUGAAACCACAUUCAUUGAGGACCGCUCCCCUACCAAGGACAGCCUGGAGUACCCAGACAGCAAAUUCAUCGAUCUCUCAGCAGAUGACAUCAAGAUUCACACCCUCUCCUAUGAUGUGGAGGAGGAGGAGGAUUUCCAGGAGUUAGAGAGUGACUACUCGAGUGACACUGAAAGUGAAGACAAUUUCCUAAUGAUGCCACCAAGAGAUCAUCUCGGCCUCACUGUGUUCUCCAUGCUCUGCUGCUUCUGGCCAUUGGGAAUUGCUGCCUUUUACCUGUCUCAUGAGACAAACAAAGCUGUAGCCAAGGGAGACUUCCACCACGCAAGCUCCAGCUCCCGGCGAGCACUCUUCCUUGCUGUGCUGUCCAUCACAAUUGGAACUGGCAUCUAUGUUGGGGUGGCUGUGGCUCUUAUUGCCUAUCUAUCCAAAAACAAUCACUUAUGAGCCUCAGGAAAGAGGGACAACCAGCCGCCCAGCACCUGCACUGCAGAACUCCACCGCAGAUCAGACUGCAUGGUUUUCCAAAAAGAGCCAGAGACAUAGAAACACCUUCUGGGGGCAGGUACAGGCUAAGAUGGGCUUGUGCAUUGCAGUAGGGUGGGAAGCUGGCUGAGAUUGAGAUAGUUGCUGUAUUUGUGAUGCACAAGUCCCGCUUCUCUACAUGAAACCUUGUGAAAGGAAUAAAGGAAGAAAAGAAAAGAA
Messenger RNA from Centrocercus urophasianus (Greater sage-grouse), 1175 nucleotides. RefSeq names its product synapse differentiation inducing 1 (gene SYNDIG1). NCBI's taxonomy places the organism in Eukaryota, Metazoa, Chordata, Aves, Galliformes, Phasianidae. The record is from RefSeq and is a predicted model, not a curated record. Gene Ontology annotation, biological process: synaptic vesicle clustering; positive regulation of synapse assembly. Gene Ontology annotation, cellular component: excitatory synapse; synaptic vesicle membrane; intracellular membrane-bounded organelle. The transcript is spliced from 4 exons. Bases 147 to 917 code for a protein of 256 amino acids.